Tetrahymena thermophila SB210 is the source of this 252-nucleotide messenger RNA. RefSeq lists its product as hypothetical. The record is from RefSeq and is a predicted model, not a curated record. Lineage: Eukaryota; Ciliophora; Oligohymenophorea; Hymenostomatida; Tetrahymenidae. The transcript has 2 exons.
AUGAUGACUUAUUAAACAAAAGAAGUAACCCACUAGUUGCUGAAGAAAUUUAAGAGCUUAAUUCAUUUGAUCCUAGUAAUAGAGUAGAUACCGUUUUAAACAAUUUAAAAUAAGGAGGAUAACCACUUUAUAGCUGAUUUAAGCAAUUAAAAUAAAGAUUUAUUCAAUUAUAUUUAGUUUUUUAUAAGCUAAUUAAUCAAACUCUAAUUAUAAACAUUUAAGAAUUAAUUUAAUACAAAAUAAAAUAAUUGA